Molecule: messenger RNA, 2309 nt
Organism: Nicotiana attenuata
Lineage: Eukaryota; Viridiplantae; Streptophyta; Magnoliopsida; Solanales; Solanaceae
Product: WRKY transcription factor 1-like
Exons: 5
Coding region: 266-2050 (594 amino acids)
Biological process (GO): regulation of DNA-templated transcription
Molecular function (GO): sequence-specific DNA binding; DNA-binding transcription factor activity
Source: RefSeq, a predicted model, not a curated record
UUUUUCUUUUUCUUGAGUGUUUGUAGAAUUUAGUUACAUUUUUAGGGCUUUGCUGAUUAAAGACUUGUUCUUUAUUAAGUUCAUGUAGCUGUCUGCCCUUAUAUUUUGCUAUGCUUUGGUGCUAAAUUUUUCUCCUUUCUGUUUGAUUUUUGCACCUUUUUAAGGGCUGGUGGACUGGAUGAUGUUGAGCAUAAGGUUCUUUUAGGAAAAAGCCCAUUUUUUUUAAUAAACAUAUGUAGUCAUUGCUAAAUAGGAUUGUUGUUGAAUGACGGUGGUAUAUGAGUCAUCGCGCACUUUGAUUAGUCCUCCGGGUGCCUGCUACCUCACACCGGCACAUGUACGGAUAAUGGGUACCCCUAGAGAAGAGGCAACAAAUGAAGUUUCCUCCGAGAAUUUACAGCCGAAGCCAGACCCUGAUCCUCACCCUGCAACCAACAACCCAGAGUUAAAAGAGAAAGGGAGCUGUGAAUCAAUGUCAGCUGAUGUUGUUUCUGGUGAGUUGCAGAAGAGGCUGAGUCCUGCUGUUGGCGCACAAGCAUCAAAAAGUAAUCAAGAGGAAACUACACAUCCUUCAACAUGCCAAGAUGCGUCAAGUAAUGUGUCACAAUCUAUUGUAGAAGAUAUUUCUUUUUCUAAAGUACAAGGGUACCAGUCAGAAAAUGUGCGGCAGAAACAGGGUCUUAAGAGUGAGGGUGAUGUAUCUGGAUGCAGUCAACUUUCUAUUUUACCAAAAGACUCAGAUGCAAAGUCAUGUGGAUCAGAAUCUGGUGUAACAGAGAAAGUGGUUUCCCCAUUAUCUGGAAAGGCUUCAGAUUCUUCAGAUCAAAUACAAAGUCAGAUCAUGGAGGUAGCUGUAUCACGAUCUGAUCAACAACUAGUGACUUAUCCCAUAAGGCCUGAGAAAACUUUGGAUAAGUUGCAACCGAGGCGAAACCCUGAUAGUAGUGGCCAUGGGUUGCCAUCUGAUCGUGGUACGACUCUCUUCAGGUUACCUGAAAAACCAUUGGAAGAUGGAUAUAACUGGCGAAAGUAUGGUCAGAAGCUUGUCAGAGGAAAUGAGUUUACUCGGAGUUAUUAUAAGUGCACAUACCCUAAUUGCCUAGCAAAAAAGCAAGUGGAGAGAUCACAUGACGGGCAUAUUACAGAUGUCCACUAUAUUGGGAAGCAUGAACAUCCGAAAACUCCAAGUGGUCCUCAGACCCCCCCUGGAUCGGUGGUCCCUUUGCAAAUGAGACAACCAGACAUUCCAAUGCUCACUGCAUCAGAAGAAGCUGAAGGCGAGAAAUCUACUGUGCUUGGAGAAACAUGUGAACCUAGUAAGCCAUCAGAGGCCCCGCUUGCAUUGGACAUUGUAUCAGCUGGUGGUGGUAUGCAGGUUACGCCUUUGAAGCCACAUAAAUUAGAAUAUGAGGUCGAUAAGAAUAGUGGUCCAGACUCAAAAAGACAAAAAAAAGAUAUAGCUAAGGAUGAUACUCCACCUAUUAAGUCCCAUAGUCAACCACGGCACAUUGUUCAGACCGUGAGCGAAGUAGAUAUAGUCAACGAUGGUCACCGCUGGCGCAAAUAUGGGCAAAAAUUUGUAAAAGGCAAUCCAAAUCCAAGGAGUUACUACAGAUGCUCAAUUGCUGGUUGCCCUGUGAAGAAGCAUGUGGAGAGGGCAUCCCAUGAUCCAAAAAUGGUCGUUACAACAUAUGAAGGGCAGCAUGACCAUAACAUGUCAUGGUUUAGGACUUUAAGCCAAAUUACAGCGGCGCCUGAUCUCAGUUUAACAGGCAUAAGUGGAGAAUCCAGAUUGGAAUCAGGUGAAACCAAACAUGUUGGAGAGUCCAUAUCUGAAUCGGGUGAAAACAAACAUGUCGGAGAGUCCAGAAUUGAAUCGGGUGAAAACAAACAUGUUGGAGCGUCCAUAUCUCAAUCGGGUGAAACCAAACAUGUUGGAGAGUCCAGAGUUGAAUCAGGUGAAAACAAACAUGUCGGAGAGUCCAAAUCUGAAUCAGGUGAAAACAAACAUGUUAAUAUUGACAUGGUUGUUCAUAUUGGUGCAAAUUGAGUAUGAACAUUCUGAUGCAAAGCAAUCAACUUAUCCAGAUGUAGAGUUCCUUAGCUCAGCACCAUUCGUCUAAUCUUUUAAAAUUCUUCAAUUAUUUUCUUCAUGGUUAUAUUUCUAUAGGUAUACUUUUUAACUCGUUAUGGGCGAUGGAGGUGUGAUAUUUGUAUAUUCACUGUAUAAUUUUAUGUUUCUCAUCUAACGAGAAAAGAAAGUAUUUUAUCAUAAAUAACCAAUUAUGGACUGUUGAUCGGCUGCUUUA